This is a messenger RNA of Musca domestica (house fly), 1967 nucleotides long. Its product is annotated as rhythmically expressed gene 5 protein-like. The transcript has 3 exons. The record is from RefSeq and is a predicted model, not a curated record. NCBI's taxonomy places the organism in Eukaryota, Metazoa, Arthropoda, Insecta, Diptera, Muscidae. Bases 918 to 1862 code for a protein of 314 amino acids.
ACAGACAGAGUCUUCUUCACAUAACGACGUUCGAAUUUACACAAGAAGCAAAAAAAAAAAACAAAAGUAAUCAAAUAAAUAUCCGAGCGAGUGAUAAAAAAUAAAUAGAUUUUGAAAAAAAAAAAUCAAACAAAAAAGUGAACUGAAUUGCAAGAGAAUUACAAAAAUAAAAUAUUUACAAGCAAACGUGUGUUGAUCUGCAUCGAGUGCGUGUUUUGAUAUUUUUCCAACAAACUAAUCGAUAGAUGCACAUGAAUUCCAAUAAAUAAACGGAACUAUUGUUGCUGACAAAUUUAAAAUAAAACAACAUUUAAUUGCUCUCAGAAUUAUCUUAAGAAAAAGCAUAACAACAAUAACAACUGAAGUGAACGUUUUUUUCAGUUCAUUUAAUUUGAAUAUUACCUGACUUGAAAUCAUAAACAUCACUUGUCGUCAGUUCAAUCUGUCAGUGGGCUGUCGAUAGCAGCAAUCCAAAAAUUGAGAUACAACUUCAGGCGAUUUCAUCAGUCAAUUGAAUUUAAUUUUUUUCGGUUUCCAUCAAUCGCUCGCUGUUCGUUGGUCAGUUCAUCGAGUGACAACAAAGGCGUUGAAAAGAAAUACAAAAAAGAAAGUUUUCAGCUUGACUCCAUAUUUAAGCAAAAAAAAAAAAAAAAAAUAAAAACACAAAAACAUCUUUUGUUUUGUUAUUUCAUUAUACAAUAGAUUAUUAUUGUUUAAAAAUUGUUUGGUGUAUUUGUGUGUGAGUGUGUCUUUUUGCCUACAUCCAACUUUGGCCCCAUAUUUGAAAGAUAAAAAAUCUCACAACAACCUACGAUAACAAAGUUCAAGUAAUACAACAACAACAACAAAAACAACAACCACAACACCAAUAAACCAGCAACAUAAACUAUAGUUUAUUCAUCACCAUCAACAUCACCAUGGCUAUAAAGUUAAACGCAGCGAAAGUUUCUUUGGCACUUUGCCUAUUCCUAACUGUGGCCGGCCACAGUUCCUUUAGGCAAAUGUCGGCCCAAGCCUCAUCGAUACCCAUUUGGGAAUUUUUAACACGAAAUGAAAAGAUGUCUUAUUUGUAUUCCCAUUUUGCCCAAUUGGUGAGCGUGCACUGUAAAACAACAGCAGCAACGUCAAACACACCGGUCAAUCAAUGCAAACAUGAUUUGUUGAAUUAUGGCUAUGAGAAAUUGCAAACGUUUGCGGAUAACCAACUGGAGGCAAUGGAUCCCUAUCAACGGAAUUCGGAAAAUUUAAUUUGGACUUCAAUUAUGCGUGAUCACCCCAGCUCCCAAUUGAUUACCACACGCAAACCGGCACUGGCCACACCUCCGGCAACAAGUAUUAUCAUUCUUACCCAUCAACAACCCAGUACUCCAAAAUCCAAUCCCAUAGGUGCCACAACAACAACAACAGAAACACAAUAUCCACACAAUCCCAUGUUUGAUAGCAGCGAACAAAAACACCAAUAUGCCAUGGAUAUGGACAUUGCCUAUGGUUAUCCCAGUAUGGCCCAUAAUCCUCAGGUUGAUGUCUUCGAUGUGGGCAGUGUUCAGAAAACCUACCUAACUGGACCCUCUGUGGUGCGUGUCAAGCCCGAUGGUACACCCGUCGAAGAGGACAAGAAUAAACCAGUGGUCAAGGAUGAUGAUUUGGAACACUAUGUCAAUACUGGACUCUUUGGAAGUGAUAAUACCAAGCCGGUGGCACACACACACACUCCCACAGCCACAACAUCAUCAAAUGGAAAACAUAGAAAAAUUGCCACCAUUAAUGCCCUGAAACAACAAUAUUUGACGAAUCUGGCAAUACAGCAACAACAGCUAUUGCCACCCUAUGAACAUUCCCGCAAUCCACGUCAGGCAUAUUGAGGAUAAGUUUUUCUUUUAAUGCCACUAAUUUGCAGGAACGUUUUUGGAAGACAUUGAAUAAUUUCGAAAGUGUUUUACUUUUCAGUGCGGAAAUGACGAUCUUCC